This is a messenger RNA of Acyrthosiphon pisum (pea aphid), 1080 nucleotides long. Its product is annotated as neighbor of COX4-like. The record is from RefSeq and is marked provisional. Gene Ontology annotation, cellular component: EMC complex. Lineage: Eukaryota; Metazoa; Arthropoda; Insecta; Hemiptera; Aphididae.
GAGUUGAGACUGUCUAGGGUGGCGUAGUCGCGUAGUGCUGGUACUUACUACAGUUAUUUAUUACUGUAGCAAGUAGUGACUAAGCAUAUUUUUAAAAUUUUUAGUAAAUUUGUGUUACUGGAAAUUAGAAUCAAUCCCAUUUUAUAUUUCUUUUAAAAAGUUUAUUCCGUCUACCUUCUAUUGAUAAUGUCGAAAGUGUCUUUUUCGACGUUGGCGUAUUGUAAAAUGGUUGCCCAUGCUGCCAAAUAUCCUCACUGUGAAGUAAACGGAUUACUGGUCGCCGAGAACUCUACUAAGGGCGAUAAGUUGGUUAUAGUGGACACUGUUCCAUUGUUCCAUCAGUGUCUCCAUGUGUCACCGAUGUCAGAGAUCGCCUUGAUGCAAAUUGAUCAAUCGGCCAGUACAUGUGAUAUGUACAUUGCUGGUUAUUAUCUAGCCAAUGAAACGUUGGAUGACUUAAGUUACGAUAAACCAGCCCAUAAGAUUAUGGAUAAGAUUGUUGAACAUGAGACAAAUGUCUGUAUGGUUGUGAUCAAUAAUCGAUUAAUGGAGUUAAAUCAAAAAGAAAGUGCAUUAUUAGUGCACACACAAGAUGAUGGGAAAUGGAAACGUCUGAAUAACUCUAACGUACAAAUAGAAAAUGUAACAUUGGCUGCUGCAUCAGCUGUAUUACAACAACAGUUGUACAAUAAUUUGGUUGAUUUUGACAAUCAUUUGGACAAUUUGUCUUUAGACUGGCUCAAUACAGAAUUUUCCAACUGUGUGGAAAGAACAUCUGGGCAUGACAUGGGAAGAAGACUGAUGAUUAAUAAAUCAGUUUCUUGACAAUUGGAAUGGGAUGAGGGAAUGAAACAAAUUAAAUUUUGAUACAUUAAUUUUAGAUGAGUAUUAAGAAUUGUUUUUUUAGUUCAAUUAUCAAGUAUCAAUGAUUAUUUUGUUUUCUUAUUAUUAUUUAUUAUUUCAAAUAGAAAUGAUGUAAGCCAAACUGUUUUAAAUCUAUCUAGUUUAUAGUUAUAGAAAAACAGUACAUUAAUAGUUUAAUUAUUACCAAAAAUAAAUUAUUCCACAUCAUCUUUGGAA